CCUUUUUUCUCUCAAUUCAACCAUGGUCAGGACACCAAAACAGGGGAGGCGGCGAAGCGCCGGCCGGCGAAAGAUCGACAUCAAGAAGAUCGACCAGAAAAGCAAUCUUCAAGUUUCUUUCUCGAAGCGCCGGGCAGGAAUGUUCAAGAAAGCCGGCGAGCUCUGCGUCCUCUGCGGCGUCCAAAUCGCCGUCGUCGUCAAGUCUCCCGGCAACAAUUUCUUCUCGUUUGGGCAUCCCAGCGUCGACGCCAUCGUCGACCAGUAUCUCGCCGGAGGCCCGCCGCCGGGGUCCGCCGCCGCCCACCAUCCGACGGAUGAGUACAACCGGAGCUACGCGGCGGCGUUUAAGGAGAUAGAGGAGGAGAGAAAGAAGGCGCCCGCCGUUGAAGAAGCGAAGGCGGCGGUCUACGGCGGCGGCGGGGGGUUCUGGUGGGAGGCGGCUAUUGACGGAAUGGGAUUGGAGGAAUUGGAGCAGUUCCAAGCAUCAUUGACGGAGCUGAAGGAGAAUUUGAAUGCCAGGCCGCUGGCGGCGCUGUCGACCGGCGACGAGAACUUCUUGCCUUUGCCAAACCUUUAAAGGUUUGAAGCUUUACAUUUUGUGUUCGAGAGAUUUAGCAAGCAUUUUAAAAUUUUGUAUGAAUUUUAAAUUUUCAAUUAAACUAAAGGUUUUUCUUCAAUUAGUCAUUGGUUAAUAGAUUAAAUUUCUAUCAAUUUGGUUAA
Molecule: messenger RNA, 720 nt
Organism: Malania oleifera
Lineage: Eukaryota; Viridiplantae; Streptophyta; Magnoliopsida; Santalales; Ximeniaceae
Product: agamous-like MADS-box protein AGL62
Exons: 1
Coding region: 23-577 (184 amino acids)
Biological process (GO): positive regulation of transcription by RNA polymerase II
Molecular function (GO): DNA-binding transcription factor activity, RNA polymerase II-specific; RNA polymerase II cis-regulatory region sequence-specific DNA binding; protein dimerization activity
Source: RefSeq, a predicted model, not a curated record